UUGGAUGGAGGAGGUGCUCUGUAGGCGGAUAACUCACACACUUAAAGCAGCCCACUUUAAACCGCGUCCAGUUCAAUUGAGCUGUGCCAUACGCGAAAAAUUAGCUGGGAAGACGUUACACCCGGAUCGCAUUGUUAAUUCAUUGGGUCUGUAGUGGGAGAAGACAGCACGAGACACCGUGAGCGAGACAACGCAAGGACGAGACAGGACUGGUGGGGAGCAAUUUAGGAACUCCUCUGGGACAGUAUUUCGUAUUGACACCUUAGAGGAGAGAGGAGGACAGCCACUAGGACUUCACACACUCAGAGAGGGAUCACUGGACGAGUCCGUCUGCAACCAUGGAAGCUGCUACAUCUGAGAUGAACACCAUUCCCAAUGGAAAGGGACACGAGACAGCGGAGGGGACGACCUCUUCUGCCAAAUCACCAGCCGACAACUCCGCACAAGAAACUGUAUCCAGCUGUACCCAAAACUCGACGGAAACUGCACCUAGUGCAUCACAAACUGCCACCGCCAACAGAACUGAGGAUACUGAAGCAAAUCUGGCAGAAAGCCAUGAGUUUCUGUCUCCAGUGGAUGACAAAAAAACUCCCCGCUUCACAGAUUUCGAGGGGAAGACCUCCUUUGGAAUGUCCGUGUUCAACCUGGGAAAUGCCAUUAUGGGCAGUGGAAUUCUGGGAUUGGCAUACGCCAUGGCCAACACUGGCAUCGUCUUGUUUUUGUUCCUGCUGACGGCAGUGGCAGGCCUCUCCUCCUACUCCAUCCAUUUGCUGCUCAAGUCCUCAGGCAUCGUGGGCAUCAGAGCAUAUGAACAGCUGGGUUACCGGGCUUUCGGGACACCAGGAAAAAUGGCUGCUGGCAUUGCAAUCACCCUGCAGAAUAUUGGAGCCAUGUCCAGCUACCUGUACAUCAUCAAGUAUGAGCUUCCCCUGGUCAUCCAAGCCUUCUGCGGCGUGGAUAAGCCAUCAGGCGAGUGGUACCUGAAUGGGAACUACCUGGUGAUCAUCGUGUCCAUAAGCGUGAUCCUGCCACUGGCCCUGAUGAAGCAGCUCGGGUAUCUGGGCUACACCAGUGGCUUCUCCCUCAGCUGUAUGGUGUUCUUCCUGAUUUCUGUCAUAUACAAGAAGUUCCAGUUGCCCUGCCCCUUUGAGGAGUUCUCCUUUAACAGGACGAUCACGGCCAGCCUGAUGAACGCCAGUGUAAUAGCAGAACCUCGAGGGGUGAUCGAGUCGGUGAUCGACCCGACAUGUGUGCCUAAAAUGUUCAACAUCAACUCAAAGACAGCCUACACAAUCCCCAUCCUGGCAUUCGCCUUCGUGUGCCACCCCGAAGUCCUGCCCAUCUACACAGAGCUACGCAACCCCACCAAGAAAAAGAUGCAGCAUGUGUCCAACAUCUCCAUCGCAGUCAUGUACACCAUGUACUUCCUGGCUGCUCUGUUUGGAUAUCUGACCUUCUAUGAGAGAGUAGAGUCUGAGCUGCUGCACACCUACAGCAGAAUUGAUCCGUACGACACCCUCAUCCUGUGCGUGCGUGUUGCUGUGCUCACGGCCGUCACACUCACCGUACCCAUAGUGCUCUUCCCGGUGCGUCGGGCCAUCCAGCAGAUGCUGUUCCCCAACAAGACCUUCUUCUGGCCGAGGCACAUUGCCAUCGCCUUUGUUCUGCUCACCAUCAUCAACCUGCUGGUCAUCUUUGCCCCCAACAUCCUGGGCAUCUUUGGGUUCAUUGGUGCCACAUCUGCCCCCUGUCUAAUCUUCAUCUUCCCUGCGGUCUUCUACAUCCGCAUCGUGCCCAAAGAGGACGAACCUCUGCGCUCUCCCCCCAAGAUUCUGGCCAUCUGUUUUGCCAUCCUCGGAAUCCUGUUUAUGAUAAUGAGCUUGAGCUUCAUCAUCAUCGAUUGGACAACAGGGAGCAGUAAAGCCAGCAGUGGUCACUAAACCCCUCCCACCAUCACGUAUAAGUGGGGUGUUUUGUUUUUAUAAUUUAAUUUUUAUCUCCUGUGUAUCAUUUGGGUCAUUAUUGUAGAGAAUGCACUCUCUCUCUCUCUCUCUCUCUCUGUUUCUCUCUCUAUCUCUAUCUCUCUCUGUCUCUGUCUCUGUCUCUCGUUCUCUCUCUCUGUGGAAAGUUGAGAAAAGGCCAGUGUACAGCAGGGGCAUUCAGAGGCCUGGAUAGUUACUGCAGUCUUUUCAAAGCGUUAGUUCCUUGUGUCCUUGGCUUCCACUCAGAGCCACGUUGUCUGUGUCUGUCUCCGUGUCUGUGAAGGUGCCCGCCAAAGUUACCCUGCUCCAAAAUAAGCAAUCCCAACUUUCCAGGAUAGAAAAAGAUGGUGCAUUCUCUCCAAGCAAAGGGUGUCUCACCUCUCAAGCAGACUUGCUAAAAAAAACUGGUCCCAUUUCUCAUCUCCCACAACUGAGUAGGAACACUCAGUGUUUUGUUUUGUUAUGUUUUGUUUUGUUUUGCGUGUCUCUUUGUAAGGACCUCUCACCUCCACAAAUGCAGAGCCACGGUCUUUGGGAGAACCUCGAAAAGCCUCGAAGGAUGGGAGGUGGCGUGGGUGUGCUCUCAUAGUAGUCCCUGUACCUGUGGUGCAACAGUCAACUGUAAUAAGUUAUUAUUAUCCACUAGCACAAUGGCAAUAUUCUGUGCAAUAGCUGAAGGAAGGGCUUGACCAGGAAAGCUAGCUGGCAGACUAAUUCUUUUCGUGGAAACAUAGCCUUUUGCUUUUUUUUUUUUUUUGGUAGUUUUGUUUUGUUGUCAUGGUCCACCCCACUGUGUUAGCCACAUCUAGUUUUAGAUACAUUUAUGAAAUAUGUGAGAUGUGUCAACAUGUAUGCAGCAUACAUACAAACGGUAUGCAGACUUUAGGGUUACACUUGAUACAAAAAAAACAUACAUCUGUGUCUAUAUCUCAUAAAACCAUCCUGGCUCAGUGGCAUCAGAGCUUCUUGAUUCUUAUCUACUCUUCCAGGAAAGCAUAUCGGUCAGUGACACUGUUCUGGAAAGUUCCUAGUUAUUUCAAGAACAUCUUCUGAUCUCGUGUGUGUUUUUAGCUGUGUCCUGUAUAUCAGUAUCUCUAUGUUUGGGUUGAAAACACUUGUAACCUCUGAUUCACGAUGGCCGCCAUUAUGUCACUGUAAACAGAUGCUGUUUGUUUUGUGAAAAGGUCAGUUGGUUUUAGGGUUUUUUCCAUGGCGGUGGUUGUGUGGUGGAGUUAUCUUGUUGUUUCUGAGUAUUACACAGAAAGUAGUCAGAGAUAACCAAAAAGUGUAUAAGUAUAUAAACAAAAGUCUAUAGAUAAAGUAUAUAAAUGAAUUUACAGGGUCCUCUCUUCUUAAGGAGAGUUUAAGGAGGAUAUAUGUAAACAGUUUUGCUUAUUAGAGAUUCAACUCAUCUAGAGGCUGAGUUGUUCUCAACACUUUAGCAGCUGCUGUGUUUUCCUGUCUAUGUGGUAUCUGUGUGCAUAAUGUGCAUACGUGUGUGUGUGUGUGUGUGUGUGUGUAUGUGUGUGUGUGUGUGUGUGUGUGUGUGUGUGUGCGCAUGUGCGUGUGUGUGUGUGUGUGUUGGCAGGUAUGUUUGCAACACUAGUUUUUUAGGUCCACCCACACAUCGGGAGGGAUUAGGGCUUUUUCUGCUCGGCCAAACUCGAGUGGCAGAAUAAAAAAUCUGCGGGAUUAAGGUUUGAGAUUGGAUUGAAUUUUGUUAGGUUUGACCUCAUUCAGCAAAGGUCACUGCCUGUAAUGCAUGGCUGUGUAGCUGUGACCAGAUAGUAGCUACUGUAUAGCACUUUCAUUCUAAAGCACAACAUACAUAGAGCCAUUAAUCAACUGACUGGGUGAAAUUAUGUUGUGAACAAGUACUCAUAGCGUAAUGUGUUUUGUAGGCGUAAUUACACGGCAUACUGUAUGGGCUGUAACGUUCAACUAAUCUUUAAGUGAAAUGUGGUAUUGAAAUUCUUAAUAAGGCACAAGAAACUGCUCUCAGAAAAUGUUGAAUUUGUUGUCUAACAUGGUACAAGAAUAUUUUUUAUUUUAUUAUUAUUUUUUAAUUAUAAUCAGUGCUUACCGUCCCAAAUUGUCUGUGCUGCCCCAUGUUAAGCGGCCAUUGUCAUUUAUAGUGUUAACAUUGUGAUGUGAUAUCCGUCCUCGUCCUCCAAGUAUGGGGAAAACUGUAAGACUCAUUCAGUGGAUGUCCUGUAAGGAUCAGUACAUAUCAUUCAAAAGAUGAGGAAAAAAGAAAACGCUAUACUAAAAACUAUAAACAUAAAGUAGGUGUAUUAAACCGUGGUACUUUUUUAGAUGGGUUUUGUGAGAUUUCCAAUGGAUUGAUGGACCAUGUGUUUAAUUGCAUUAUUAAUCUCGGAUCAGUUUCAAGGCCUGGAGCAGUCAGUCCCCCCCCCCCCGCGCGCUCCGAACAUACAAAGGAUAUUGACAAGAAGGAGGCUUAAAAGAUCAAUGAAGUCCAUCCAUUGCAUAGGCUUCUUCAUCCUUGAGUGGUUCAGAGUAGUAUUCUUCUGUAGCAUCUGAGAAGACUCAACGUUGUCUUUUUCCAUGUCGGAUAUGCAUAUCCUUACAGCACAGAGUUUGGUAAUAAUAGUGUUCCUGAUAUUUUUGAUAUAUAUUUUAAUGUUUAUUUUGUCAACAAAUAAAAGAAAUAUAUAUAAAUGGUUUUGUACCACAAAACCUCUUUCUCCCCUUGGUCAUGGAUUCCUUUGACCAGGUGUGUGUGCGUACAGUAUGUGUCAGUAUUCAGAGACAUGUCGGUCAAUAUUAUCAUUUCCUUCUCUCGUUUUAUAUGUGAGGUCUUCUGCCACCUCCGGUGUGUCAUGGUGUCAUUCUUGCUGCAUUUGUGAUGAAUUUUUGAGGAUUUAUCCCUCUGCUUUGAUCCUGUUGUUGGAAAUGAACCAGACCCGUCAGAGUCAUUCAUGUUCGACAGACUGGCAGUGAGGGGAGAAGGGUCACAGACCAGGCUCAGUACUAAUUCCUGAUAAUAUAUAUUUAAAAAAAAAAAAAACUUGAGCAUGUUGAUCGGUUCACAUUUCAAGAGCAAAACGUUAGCACUUAAAACUCGCAGUGGCAGUUAAACUUCAUCUUACUGUAUCAGAUGGCACAAAUUGAAUCAAGUGAUAAAGUGUAUAGCACAAGGCAUGGUUGAUUUGUCUGCGUACGGUCAUGAUGGCCAUUUGGUGGCUAUCGGCCUAUACGUGACAUUUCAAAGAAAUGUAAAGAGGUGAAGCACACCAGUUCCUGUUAAUGAGCGCUGGAAGGAAACGUCUGAAAGUCUGGACAAUUUCCAACAAAAACCUUUCAUGUGUCUGGUAACCAGGUCUUAUUAAUUUCACUCUUUACCCUUUGUGAUUCAGUGAAAAUAUAUAUAAAAUAUAUGGGUGAAUAACAAACUUGUAUGAGUUUCGACUUACGUGGCAGCAUUUAUAAAUAAUGUAUAUAAAUGUAAACCCUUUAUAUUCGAUAUGCACAUCUAGUUUGUACAUUGUAAAUAGAAGGAGCAGGUUUAGUCAGAUAUUAAAAAGAAACAAAUGUAAUAAUUUUUAAAGUGCUUUUUAAAAAGCCUUCAAUUUAUGUCUUUAUUUUCUGUUGUCUCCAAACAUUGAGUACAUUGCUGGCAGUUAUUGUACUGUAAACAAUGUUGAAAUAAAAAAAAGAAAGAAACUAUGA
This is a messenger RNA of Sardina pilchardus (European sardine), 5675 nucleotides long. RefSeq names its product sodium-coupled neutral amino acid transporter 3-like. Gene Ontology annotation, cellular component: plasma membrane. The record is from RefSeq and is a predicted model, not a curated record. The coding region runs from base 339 to 1940 and encodes 533 amino acids. Gene Ontology annotation, molecular function: L-histidine transmembrane transporter activity; L-glutamine transmembrane transporter activity; L-asparagine transmembrane transporter activity. Lineage: Eukaryota; Metazoa; Chordata; Actinopteri; Clupeiformes; Clupeidae. Gene Ontology annotation, biological process: amino acid transmembrane transport; histidine transport; L-glutamine transport. The transcript is spliced from 18 exons.